This is a messenger RNA of Drosophila simulans, 1746 nucleotides long. It is a transcript of the gene UQCR-C1, whose product is annotated as mitochondrial-processing peptidase subunit beta. The transcript is spliced from 6 exons. The record is from RefSeq and is a predicted model, not a curated record. Gene Ontology annotation, molecular function: metalloendopeptidase activity; metal ion binding. Gene Ontology annotation, cellular component: mitochondrion. Bases 241 to 1653 code for a protein of 470 amino acids. Lineage: Eukaryota; Metazoa; Arthropoda; Insecta; Diptera; Drosophilidae.
GGUGUUUUUUUUAAAUAAAAAGCCGGAAAACCAAGAAAACCGAAAAAAUUGUGUUGCCGUUUCAGACAGUGUGUGCACACCUGAGCUAUUUUCCACAAACAGCUGACUGGCCGCAGCCAACUUUGCGCAGCGCAGUACAUUGGUGUGUGUGUGUGUGAAUUUUUCAUCAGCGCCGCGGCCACAGACGAAAAAGUCUUAAAUAUUUUUUAGUAAUAGGCUAUUGAACGAAUUAAUAAAACGAUGGCGUUGCGAGUUCUUGGCGUGACGCAGAAUAUGCGCUCCUUCAUGCGGGGCGUUGACAUGAUCAAGCGCUACAAGUCGGCUGCCACCCUACAGAAGACUCUGCUGAACAUACCCGCCACCCAGGUGACCAAGCUGGACAACGGUCUCCGCGUGGCUAGCGAGGAUUCCGGUGCCUCCACCGCCACCGUGGGACUGUGGAUCGAUGCGGGCUCGCGCUCCGAGAACGAGAAGAACAACGGAGUUGCCCACUUCCUGGAGCACAUGGCCUUCAAGGGUACCGCCAAGCGCUCGCAAACGGAUUUGGAGCUGGAGGUUGAGAACCUGGGCGCCCACUUGAACGCCUACACCUCCAGGGAGCAGACCGUCUUCUACGCCAAGUGUUUGUCCAAGGAUGUGCCCAAGGCCGUCGAGAUCCUGGCCGACAUCAUCCAGAACUCCAAACUGGGUGAGGCUGAGAUCGCCCGCGAGCGUUCGGUGAUUCUGCGCGAGAUGCAGGAAGUGGAGAGCAACCUGCAGGAGGUGGUCUUCGAUCACCUGCACGCCACCGCCUAUCAGGGUACUCCCCUGGGCCAGACCAUCCUGGGACCCACCAAGAACAUUCAGUCUAUUGGCAAGGCCGAUCUAACCGACUACAUCCAGACCCACUACAAGGCUUCGCGCAUCGUUCUGGCCGCUGCUGGCGGCGUCAAGCACGAUGAUCUGGUCAAGCUUGCCUGCAGCAGCUUGGGUGGCCUGGAGGCCAGUGUGCUGCCCGCGGAGGUGACUCCCUGCCGCUUCACCGGCUCCGAGGUGCGUGUGCGCGACGAUUCCCUGCCCCUGGCCCAUGUCGCCAUCGCCGUCGAAGGCUGCGGCUGGACCGACCAGGACAACAUCCCCCUGAUGGUGGCCAACACCUUGGUGGGUGCUUGGGAUCGUUCUCAGGGCGGUGGCGCCAACAACGCCUCCAACCUGGCCCGUGCCAGCGCUGAGGAUAACCUUUGCCACAGCUUCCAGUCGUUCAACACAUGCUACAAGGACACCGGACUCUGGGGCAUUUACUUCGUGUGCGACCCUCUGCAGUGCGAGGACAUGCUCUUCAACGUGCAGACCGAAUGGAUGCGUCUGUGCACCAUGGUUACCGAGGCUGAGGUCGAGCGCGCCAAGAACCUUCUGAAGACCAACAUGCUCCUGCAGCUCGACGGCACCACACCCAUCUGCGAGGACAUUGGCCGCCAGAUCCUGUGCUACAACCGCCGCAUCCCUCUGCACGAGCUGGAGCAGCGCAUCGAUGCCGUGAGUGUGGGCAAUGUGCGCGACGUCGCAAUGAAGUACAUCUACGAUCGGUGCCCAGCCGUCGCUGCCGUGGGUCCGGUUGAGAACCUGCCCGACUACAACAGAAUCCGCUCCUCCAUGUACUGGUUGAGGGUUUAAGAGGUUCCGCCCCGCUGUUGUUGGACAUUGUAGUUUAAUUCAAAAGAAAAUUUCGCCCCCAGAGGAUCAGUAAACCGAUAAUACUAAAAGUUA